This is a messenger RNA of Sporisorium graminicola, 2280 nucleotides long. RefSeq lists its product as uncharacterized. Lineage: Eukaryota; Fungi; Basidiomycota; Ustilaginomycetes; Ustilaginales; Ustilaginaceae. The record is from RefSeq and is a predicted model, not a curated record. Bases 1 to 2280 code for a protein of 759 amino acids. The transcript has a single exon. Gene Ontology annotation, cellular component: GPI-anchor transamidase complex. Gene Ontology annotation, biological process: attachment of GPI anchor to protein.
AUGCCGCCACCUGCACCAUUGUGCCGAUCCAAGCGGCUGCAGCGCACACGACGAUGGCUACCCACACUCCUCCUCGUAUCACUGCUGGCAGCUUCAACAACACCACUCACUUUUGCCAGCGACUCUUCAUUUGAUUUGCGAUCUUCAGACCUGCUCCCAUCCGAGUCGCUGCACGAGACACUCCUCCUGAAACCGCUUCCCGACGGUCGGGUGCUCUCGUCGUUCGAGUUCACCCUCACCUCCACCGCUUCAUCCACGUCCAACUUCCGCCUGCUCCCACGGACGCUGCUCCAGCCUAUCCAGCAUUUCGGCGUCUCGGAAGUGCGUCUUUCGCUCAACUCGGGGAGGUGGAAGUACGAUGACUGGGGGUCGCCUGUCACCUCACUCAAGCGCAGGUCAAGCUAUGCCGAGCAUGAACAGCGCGCGCUUUCGGCACACGGUGCACACGCAGACGGGGGCAGUGCCGCCGGCGCUGGCAGGCUCAAAGUGGGCGAAGAGAGUGUAGGAUCGGGUGCUGAACUGUGGGCGCGCUUCAACCAAGCGCAGGACGCAACGAGCGAGAGCUGGAAAGGUCUGACCAGCGCGUUGGCGGGUCUGUUCUGUACCAGUCUGGACGCACUGGACGAUAGACACACUGUUCAGCCAAAGUAUGCCUACUCCCCGUCUUUGCACGGUGGAGACGGAUCCUCGUCGAGAACGCUACACGCUCUGCUGCCGACCGAAGGCGUAUGCACUGAAAACUUGACGCCAUUCCUCAAGCUCUUGCCGUGCAAGAAUUCGGCGGGUCUAGCCACGCUUCUCAACCCGUUAUCCCUCUUUAGAUCCAACUUUCACGGUCUGGCGAUCCACGUUACGCGACUCCCGCCUCUUGCGACACAUGCCGAUCAGCGGGAAGAAGACGGAGGCUGGCAAUUGAAGCUGACUUUUACAUCUGUCUUUGCACCUGCUGUGACCCGGGAUGUCAGCGUUCGCGACUGGUCUAUCAGCUCGCUCUUUGAUCGUCCGCUGACAAGCAGAUGUCCGUUAGCCGACUCGAGUCUCGUCCGUAUCCUCAAACCGAACGACCCGGACGGAAGCGCAAAAUACCAAAUCGAACCGCUCCCGCCUUUUCCCACUUGCUCCAAGCCCGGCGACGAACGCCAGUGCCGCACCAUCAGCAGCCGCACUUCGAAGGCAUACGCGCACUUCCCGGCGCUCGAAGAACUCGACGAGGUGACGGACGAACUCGCAGCGUCCGGUUUGCUCGCCUUCGACACGCCACAAGAACAAAGCGACUACGACCAGCGGCUGCGCCAACGGUGGGCACAUUACCUCGAUUCAGUCGACGGGGAGUACCUGUACGAUGUGCAAGCUAUGCUCGCUUCCCCCAGCGCGGCAUCCGGUGAGGGGUUGGACGUGAGGAUGAGCUGGCCGCACGAGACGCGCUUUGCGUAUCCUGCUGCGGGUAAUUCGACGGUGGCGGGUACGAAAGGGCAGGUGCGCGUGGAACGCACGCUAAUCGGCUCGGGGCAGGAGAGGACGCUACUCCAGGUGGUAUUCACCAACGACGACGCACGGGUGCCGCAGAGAGUGCUGUGGUACGAAACGCUCGGCUACUUUGUACAGCCGUACCUGCACACGCUGUCGCAGGCGGUUGAGUUCUUGCCCUCAUCUUCGCCGGCGGACGAUGAGCUGCUUCGCAGCGUCAGCGACUACGCGAACCCGGUGGAGGAUGUGAGCUACCAGCCGACGGUGGGGGAGCGCGGGAGCGGGGCGGGACGGAAGCCGUUUGUGCUGGAAAGCGUGGUGCGGAUCCCGGCUGCGAGUCGGGUGACGUUGACGAUCGAGCUGAAGAAGGUGUUUGUUGCGUACAGUCGGCACCCACCGGACGCGCAUCGUGGGUUUGACCUCAAUCCGGCGCUCGUCUUCCCGCUGGCGCCCGUCGAUCCGCGCGCACAGCUCAAACACUCACAGUCACAAUCGCAGGGUCGCACGCAGUUCUCGGGCGCAGCUCUGGCCGGCUCCCACAGCGCACCCGUGUGGGAGAGGGUUCUUCGGAAGAUAGUAUCCACCCCGCCACCGGCAGCUGCUUUGCAGGAAAGCGCGCGAACCGGGCGAGUCGAGGUCAAGAUGAGUACGCAGCAGACCCGGAUCUACACGCUGCCGCGCUUGGUCGAGCUGGCAACACCGGACUUUUCAUUUGUCUACACAAACAUUAUCUUCACCGGCACGGUGAUCGCGCUGUUCUUCGGGAGCUCGUUGAACACUCUCCUUCGUACGUUUACGGAUUUUGUACUCUAG